Epinephelus moara (kelp grouper) is the source of this 5851-nucleotide messenger RNA. Its product is annotated as solute carrier family 23 member 2. Bases 107 to 1939 code for a protein of 610 amino acids. The record is from RefSeq and is a predicted model, not a curated record. Gene Ontology annotation, molecular function: transmembrane transporter activity. Gene Ontology annotation, biological process: transmembrane transport. Gene Ontology annotation, cellular component: membrane. The transcript is spliced from 13 exons. Lineage: Eukaryota; Metazoa; Chordata; Actinopteri; Perciformes; Serranidae.
AAUACACUGGUCAUCCAGGGACUAAGCUCAACAAUGGUCUUCAUUUACCACAACCGGGAAGAAACAGCAGCCUUUAGAAUACUUGAAUUACACACAGAAGCCCAGAAUGCGUCUCACUACAGAGGAGAAAAUCGAGCUGGGACUCAAAGCGCAGGGAUCGAUCAAUCCUGCGUUCGGGGACAAAGAUGGUGAUGAACAGCCUCAGCUGACGGUUGACAUUGAGGAGCCACAUACAGAGGACCUGGAGGAGCCUGUGGACAAAAGUGCAGAUCUGGUUUACUCCCUCAAUGACAGGCCGCCGUGGUACCUCUGCAUCCUGCUCGGCUUUCAGCAUUACAUCCUCGCGUUCGGAGGCAUCAUUGCAAUCCCGCUGAUCCUGGCAGAGCCCCUCUGCAUAAAGGACAACAACGUCGCAAAAAGCCAACUCAUCUCCACCAUAUUCUUUGUGUCAGGAAUAAGUACGCUGCUGCAAACGGCUGUCGGUACCAGGUUACCAAUCCUCCAGGGUGGGACUUUCAGUUUCAUCACUCCGACCCUGGCCAUUCUCGCUUUGCCCAAAUGGCAGUGCCCAGCCCAAGAAACACCCAUGAUGCUGUCGGUGCACCUGCAGAACAGCACCAGCUCGCUGCAUGUGGAAAAUUCUGAUGAGGUCUGGAUGUCACGGAUGCGUGAGAUCCAGGGAGCCAUCCUGGUGUCAUCACUGCUGCAGAUCGCCCUGGGUUUUUCUGGCCUGGUGGGCCUCGUGCUGAAAUACAUCGGCCCGCUGGCUAUCGCUCCCACCAUCAACCUCAUCGGCUUGUCACUGUUCAUCGAGGCUGGGAAGAAGUCUGGAGGUCACUGGGGAAUAUCUGCUCUCACAGUCUGUCUGAUCCUCCUCUUCUCUCAGUACCUCAGCAAAGUCAAUGUACCAAUGAUUGCCUACAAGGAUAAGAAGUGGAAGGUUUUCCAGUAUCCCCUCUUCAAGCUCUUCUCCGCUUUGUUCGGGAUGUGCGGCGCCUGGCUGGUCUGCUUCUUACUGACCGUCUUUGAUGUCUUCCCUUCAAAGUCCGAUGAGUACGGCUUCUCAGCCAGGACUGACAUCAGCCUGGACGCUGUGGCAAACUCCCCCUGGUUCCACGUGCCAUACCCAGGUCAGUGGGGUGUCCCCACAGUGAGCGUGUCUUCAGUUCUGGGUAUGAUGGCAGGCGUCUUGGCAUCGACCAUGGAAUCAAUCGGGGACUACUACGCUUGUGCUCGCCUGUCUGGCGCUCCUCCUCCACCGACUCAUGCCAUAAAUCGAGGUAUCGCAGUAGAGGGCAUCGGCUGCAUCCUGGCUGCACUGUGGGGAACUGGAAACGGCACCACCUCCUACAGCCAGAACAUUGCUGCACUGGGCAUCACCAAGGUUGGCAGCCGACUGGUUCUCCAGACGACCGGUGUUCUUAUGAUGGUCCUGGGGAUCUUUGGGAAGUUUGGAGCAGUAUUUAUCACCAUCCCAGACCCGGUCAUUGGGGGCAUGUUCCUCGUUAUGUUUGGAAUGAUUGCAGCAGUGGGGAUAUCCAACCUCCAGUAUGUGGACCUCAACUCGUCCCGUAACCUCCUCAUCCUCGGCUUCUCCACCUUCAGCGGUCUCGUGUUGCCUACGUGGUUUCACUCCAAUCCUGGCAUCAUUGACACAGGAAUUAAAGAGCUGGACCAAGUGAUCGUCGUGCUCUUCACCACACACAUGUUCAUCGGAGGAUUUUUUGGGUUUAUCCUGGACAACACCAUCCCAGGCACUGACAAAGAGCGGGGAAUCAAAAGCUGGAGGGACAAGGUGCAACAGGGAAACAAAACCAUGUGUGACCUGUCGUGCUAUGACAUCCCCUUCUGCAGCGGUGCUUUGAAACGGUUUAGGUGUUUCCAGUAUCUGCCCUGCCUCCCUUCUUACAAGACCACCCAACAGGGUACAUCCAAUUAAUGAAGUGUUAACUUUAAGAGCAGCACUGAUGCUCAUCUAUUAGUCUUAAAAAGCCAAACACUGGUCGAGGUUCUGGUACAACCCGGAUCCAAAACAGGUGCGAUGCUGUGAAAAACAAAAGUAAAAACAGAAUACAUGGAUUUGCAAAUCCUUUUCUAAAUAUAUUCAGUUGAACUCAGUACAAAGAUAUUUUAUAUUUAAACUGAUCAACUUUGUUUUUUGUAAAUCUCAUUCUGAAUUUGAUGCUGAAUUUGUGUUCCUGGAAGAGUUAUGAAAUAAGAAAACUGUUUUCCAGGCCUGGGAAUGGUUUGGAAUUAUUGGAAUGCUUUGGAAAAAGUUUUAAAUAUCCUUUUUUUAUUUAAAAUAAAAAAUAUUUGCUAAUUUGCUUUCAGUAACAUGUACUGUUGUAAUAAUCAUAUAAAUCCAUAGUCAUUGAAAAAAAUAACAAAUCCACUUGUUCAGAAGAAUAAACAAUAAAAUAAUAUAUGUCAUUGUAACAUAAUAACAAAAUGUACAUAUUAACUUUCUAAUUGAGCGAGUGAUGCACAGAUUUUGAAAUUAUGGGCUGAUACUGAUACCAGUGUAUAAAAUAACAAUAAUAGCCGAUACCAAUGUUUUUAUAUUUGUGUUUCUUUUGAUUGUUGUUGUUAUUUAUUCUUCUUUUGUUUCCAGUGAAACACUACACUAUAAAAAAAAAACUAAAUUAACAUUUUUACAGUCAUUCAGUGCUUCAUUACACUUCACACCUUUUAAUGAGCACAAAUUCAAUAAUACACAUUUAUGAAACAACCUUGAACAUAACCUUCUGUCACAUGAAAAACAUCUUUAGGAAAAUUAGCAAACAGCCUUUUACUACACAUAAUACACCAUACAUGUACUGUACCAUACAUGAUAAAGUUUAUCAGUUUGAACAUUAAAUAUUUUGUCUCUGUACUGUAUUUAAUUGAAUAUUGGUUGAAAAAAGAUUGGCAAAUCAACAGCGUCCCAACCUUUCUGGAAUCAGUGUUGUAAAUAAAUCUAAACCUUAUAUCUUCUUUAGGACUCCUAUUUCAAUACGUUUGUCAGUAAAACACUGAUUUCAAAUUUAUAUGAUUUAAUUUCUACAACAAAGUUAAAGCACUGUGUCUCCUUACAGUUGGAAUCCUCUUCACGUCAUUUCUAGGUUAAGCAAACAUUCGUAGUGCCUGAAGAGCAGCAUGAUACACUUCAGACCUUUCAAAGGCAUUAAUUAGACACUCCCUUAAUGUGUGAAAGAGAUUUUAAAGACAAAAUAUUUUAAAUUGAAGAAGAAGAAAAAAGUAUUUCUUUAAAACAUCUCUUAGGUGCAAAGAUUUUUUCAGACUUUCAGCAUGCACAAAAUCACAAAUGUUUCACUCAACAGCCGAUUGACACUAAAUAUAUUGAUAAAUGCUCAAUAAACUGAAGCUCUGUUCCAGUUUAGACCCAAAGUGUGUAUCAGGGUAUAAAGACUGAGUAAGUAUUUUAUAGAUGUGUCAUGAAGCUGCACAGAAGCCACUGUUCACAGACGUGUUGUAACUCAUUACUACCUCAUUAAAAACAGUAACUCACAGAAACAGAUAAUUAAUGGAAGGCUUUUUCAUUAAAAAUAUGUAUAUUAUGUGACGUCUGUUUUAAUUAACAUUAUUAAGGUUACUGCUUUAGGGGCCGUACACAUGCCUCGUCUUUGAUUGCCUAGAAAACGUGAGGUCAGGCACUGGGUGCUACUGUUGUGCCUGUUCUGUGCCAGCUUUCAAGAGCGUGGUAGCAGGUUGCAUCUGAGGUUGCUAAGCAACCUCAAGAAGCACCAUAUCAUAGCCAAUUUGCCUGAAAUCCUGAGUCCAGAGCUGAUCUUCUUCCAGGUGCUGUUUGCUGGUAUAUAGACUGCACUUGUAUAACCCCUUUCUAGUCUUCCGACCACUUAAAGUGCUUCAAUAUUACGUCACAUUCACCCAUUCACACACUGGUGGCCGAGGUUACCAUACAAGGUGCCACCUCUUACCAAGUUUUGUAACCCAUUCACACAGAUGAAACAGCCAUCAGGAGCAUUUUGGGGUUCAGUAUACUUUGACAUGCAGGCUUUGGAUGGAACCGCUCAGCUUCAGAUUAGUGAACGACCCACUCAACCUCUGAGCCACAGUCAGUACGUUCACAUGGACAGUUUAAUUCCACUUUCAUUUGGAAUUAAAGGCCAUUCCGAUUAAAAGUGGUCAUGUAAACGGUCAUUCCGAUUGAAAUUAAAUCCGAUUAAAGGGGGUGGUUUAUUCCGUUUGUCAUUCCGAAUGAAAGAAUUCUGUGUGCAUGUAUACACUCAUUCCUCUUUAAGUUCAUUCCGAUCUUUCUGCGCAUGCUCAUUUCCUUGCCCUUCUGGCGCGACGACGUAUAUAGCGCGCAUAGCAACGGGCUGAUAUAGAGCAGUAGGACUCCUUGCACUCACCGGUUUCCAUACGCCAAAACAUGUUCUUCUAUCUCCCGUCUUCGACCUUCUCCUCCUCAACAGACGGAGCAUUAGCAGAACAAGGUUGUUGUCGUACUGCUGCUUCAAGAAUAUAAGCAGAACAAGCCCGAUAAAGGCGCUAAGAAUAUUUAAUUCCGAAUGAUUUGAUUCAGAUUUAUUUCAUUCUGAAUGAGAAGCCAUCAUGUAACCAUAGCCAGUGUGUGGGCCUGUUGUCCAUGGUUCAAAUGUAAAGCUCUGACAGCUAUGCACUAAAAAGAUAAAUUUUUCCUCCAUAUUUAUCACCCUCCAUUUAGUGAUGAAGGGAAAAGUAUCAGUCUGCUUUGAUUGGUCGUUCCUCGUCACAUGACAUGCAGCACACGCUGCAUUCCAAAAGUUGUGCUCUGUUUAUAUCACGGCACAGCCGUCAUGCCCCAACACUCAGGAACUCGUGCGCUCUGCAUUGGCAUCGCUCUGGCAUUUGAGUGCACCUAUUGUGCAUCUUCAUUGACAACACUGAAUUUAAGUGCGCUAAAAACGCAGCAUGUGUACGACCCCUUAUACAUUUAAUUGUGUGUUUUGUCACUGUACAGAAGUACAUUUUUAAUUUUUACACAUGGUUUACGUUGAAGAAUAUCAAUGCAAUUUUACUAAUUUUUGUACUAUAAUGUUCAAUCAGUGCUAAAGUGUGAACGGUUGUUGUUAAAUAAAUACUGACGUUAAUAUAGACUUUCAUCAUGUUUCAUAAAAUUAUUUCAACUUGAUAGAUUAGAUUAGAUUUAGGUUUGUUUUUGGCAAGUAUUUAUCUGAACAGGUUUCUCUGAUUCUGUGUUUGCACUCUUUGAUUUGAGAAUGAAAACGCUACAAAACCAUAACAUUUUAAGAGCAAGUUUAUAUCUUGUAACAUUUAUUGAGCUCUUUGAGUUUGAAACAAAGACAAUUCAUUCCCCUGUGAAUAUAAAGCAAAAAUUAAAUACUGAAUACUGAAUGUGAUGUCUCAAGAAUGCCUUGAGGGAAUUUCUUCAAACGUGGCACAAACGCCCUGCUGGACUCGAUGAAGCGAUCAGAUUUUGGUCAUCAAAGGUCAAGGUGAUUGAUGGAUUUGAUCUCUAUCAACAACCCAACUCUGUAGACAUCCCCGUCUACCUGAGCUCCUUCACAGGCGAGCACACCUUGUUGCUUUGUACCCGACACACCCAGUGAAAUCAUUCAUCCAAAAGAUAAAUGGACAAAUUGUUGUAAUUAUGCCAUUAUCUUUAUAGAACAUGAUUACACUUUGUACCAUUGAACCACCAUGAAUAUAAAUGCUGAGGAAUAAAAGUGAAUGGAGGGAGUGUGUCAACAGAAAAUAUGCUUUGUCAUCCGCUUGAGAUAAAUCCAAAUCCAUUCUGUAAGUCAUGAUAUCACCAAGAAUGUGAGCAUCAUUCCAGACUUUGCUUUCUCAUUCGUCUAUGUGCAGCCUUUUUAAAAAAAAACAACUU